Molecule: messenger RNA, 2198 nt
Organism: Hypanus sabinus (Atlantic stingray)
Lineage: Eukaryota; Metazoa; Chordata; Chondrichthyes; Myliobatiformes; Dasyatidae
Product: tetraspanin-4-like
Exons: 6
Coding region: 1-618 (205 amino acids)
Cellular component (GO): membrane
Source: RefSeq, a predicted model, not a curated record
AUGUCGGUGGUACUGGCCGGUGGAACAGGAGCCAGCAGCAUCGCCGAUUACCUCUCCUGGGCCCAGCACAGUGAAAGCACACCAGUGCCCCCAGUUUCUCUCAAGCUUCGGGACAAUUGGCCCGUCACCAAUAGCAAACAGACCUCCAGAUGCACUUUUUUCUUCCUGCUGCUUCUGAUUUUCUUGAUGGAGUUGAUUGGAGGAAGCCUCUUCUGCGUUUACAGAGUUCAGAUCGACUCUUACGCCCGUGAAGACCUGAAGGAUGGUCUUCAGCUGUUCGGAACAGAUGGCAACAUUGGCCUCACUAAUGCCUGGAGCAUCAUACAAACAGAUUUUAGAUGCUGUGGGGUGUCAAACUACACAGACUGGUUUGACGUCUUCAACACCACGCAAGUUCCGGACUCCUGCUGCCGGGAAUACACAGUGAGCUGUGGCCUGCACUCUCCAGAAACCUGGUGGAAAGAUGCCUGCUACGAAAGAGUCAAGUUGUGGCUCCAAGACAAUCUCCUGGCUGUAGGGACCUUUGCACUCUGCACGGCCCUGGUUCAGGUGGUGGGAUUGACCCUGGCCAUGGUGAUAUUCUGUCAGGCUGUGCAUGGGACCGAGAGUCACACUUAGACCCAGCGGCCUACUGUCUGCACGUAUUCCUGGGUCCUGUUGCCAUCCCUGCUCUGGUCCUCUCCCAUCCCCUCCCUUCCACAAUAUCCCUUCGUUGUCACAGGUGGCUCUCUCCCUCCAUGAGAAGUGCAGUGUUUCAACUCUUUCAUAGUGGUGUUCGCCUCUAAUUUUCGAGUGGGCUUUGGAUGGAUCGAGGGAGGGUCCGUGCUGUCUGGUGGAGCCAUUCCUGGAGCGGCUACCCUGCCGGGAGUUCAACGCGUGCAUUCCUUUGGGGUAAUGCUGAGAGACCCGCGUAGUGACGGGCUGUCGCUGUCAGCAGAGAACCUUCAUGGCCAUUCACUGCAGCAGUACGUUUGACAGCGGGCAGCCUGAAUGCCAGUGAGAGGAGUCCUCACAAUCGCACUGAUUUUAAAAACACUUACAGUGUGACCUUGCCCUUCUGCUGCCCGCGGCUGUGGACACGGGUGAGGUGGGGCAUCCGAGACUGUUGGUGGGAGCCCUCACCCCCCUGGAUGGACUCUGGGCUUUCCAGACAACCCAGGGCAGGGCAUUGUCCACACUCCUGACAGUUGUUCUGUUCCAGUGGGACAGUCACCUCCACCCACUGGUCAGUGUCCUCGUCAGCCUGUGAACGUGUGGGAGUACGGCAGCUCAGUAAUUGUCUUGGUCUGUGACAGUCUGCACAGCAGCAGUUUAUCAACCCGUACGGUAUGGGAUACAGGCCGAGACCAUCAUUCUAGGGGCUUUUUAUUAACACAUACAGUACGGUAGAACAAGGAAGCCCACACUCUGGAACGGUUAUGCAUGGUUAUGUAUUUGUUCAUCUGUUACAGUAAGGCCAAUGAUUUAUCAGUGUGUGAUAAUGCGCUAGUGAAAUGUGGGGUGUCACAGCCCCCAUCUACCCAACUGGUCAGAUACUGACUUACUGAAGUUACGGUGCAGUGUGGCCUUGUUUUGAUGGGUUCGGGGAUCAGCGGCUGGUCACACUCUGUUGCAGAGCACUUAACAGUGACAACGCAGUCAGAAUUCUCACCGCGUCACUUUAUAAAAGGUGUCUUCAGUUUCAUGUAUUACACAUGAAUUGUAACUAUGUUUUCUAAUCUAUCAAAGGCUGGUGUAAAUAUAAGCCUCAGUUUUACUGUGCUAAACCUUCUGCAGAGCUUUCCUGUGAGUCACAGCCCAACUUCUUACCCGAUUGGGGCUAAUCAGUGAUGGCUGAGCUGUCUUCCCGUGCCUGUCCUCACCUUAAAUCUAUUGAUCUCGGUUUAUCGACUGCACUGGCCCCAGCUGCCACUGGUGGGGGGGUGUCUGUGGUCCCCCAGUAGGCAUGCAGGUGUUGUCUGUCUCGUUUUAACUCUUUGUUCCAGCAUUUGAUCCAAGGUUCAUCAGGAGAAGGAGAAGGAGAGAGGGAGAGAGGGAGGGAGAUAGAGAGAGAGAGAGAGAGAGAGAGAGAGAGAGAAAGAGAGAGAUUCCCUUCAGCCCACCAAGUCUGUUCUGACCAACAACUACCUGUUUACACUAAUCUCACUGACUCUACAUGGACCAGUUAUACCCUACCAACCCACACGGCCUUUGUGUGA